This is a messenger RNA of Penicillium digitatum Pd1, 276 nucleotides long. The record is from RefSeq and is a predicted model, not a curated record. NCBI's taxonomy places the organism in Eukaryota, Fungi, Ascomycota, Eurotiomycetes, Eurotiales, Aspergillaceae.
AUGCACUGUCUAUGCCGAGAAAGGCCGCUCACGGCGUGGCACGAUGUGCUGGGUUCCGUGCCUAAUCUGCUUGUAUUAUUCUAUUCCGCCCAUACACGGUUUCAAAGGGGAUACGACAGGUUAGGGAAUCGUCAUGGACUGGAUCCCACUCGGCUGCUGUGCUUGUAUACUCCAAAGAUGGCAGUGCCUGGCAUAGCGUACUGUACAACUACGACAUUUACGCGCGUCUAUUGUACUACCAACAACCAGACUACUACAACGAUCCGGAAUCACUAA